Molecule: messenger RNA, 714 nt
Organism: Linnemannia hyalina
Lineage: Eukaryota; Fungi; Mortierellomycota; Mortierellomycetes; Mortierellales; Mortierellaceae
Source: the annotation of a GenBank genome assembly
AUGCAUCUGACGCCCCCAACACUGGCCGCAGUCCUCGUCUCGACCCUCGCCCUCCUCUCCCACCUCACACCCACUGCCGAAGCCCACUCCUGGGCCGAUUGCAUCGACUGGCACUUCAAGAACCCCUCCCACGAAGCCUGGGGCGCCUCCGACGGCGAAUGUAAAGGCUAUGCCCGCCGGUUCCCUGAAGGCUCUGAAUUCGGUGCCCUCGACCAUGCCAACCCCUCCCGACACUACCAACAGAAACUGGAAAUCAAAGGUGAUACCGACUCUGCCUUGCCUUGUUCUGAUCACAAACAUGGCAAAGAUGUGGGAGCGGAUGAGACGAAGGGCGAUCCAGUCGAGAGUGCGUAUGGUGGCAAGUAUGGGCCCAUGACACAUACGCGGGUCGGUGAUACACUGUGUGUGCGUUGGCCGGCCAAGAACCAUGCGGAGGAUAAUGAGGAUGAUGAUAUGAUGGUGUUGAUUAACCUGGCACAGAGGGAGGGCAAGGAUCCGACCCAGAAGGAAUUGACCAAGAGUAAGGUGGCUGAAUUGCCAUACAAGAAUUGUGAUAAGGGCAAGAACCCGGAUCGGAGACCUUGUGGUGGGUGCUUUAAGGUACCCAUGAGGGCGAGUGGAACUUAUUUGUUGCAGUGGAGGUGGAUGUUGAAUGAGGGCGAGUGGUAUACUUCUUGCGCUGACAUCCAAAUCGGCGAUUCGGGCCGCAAGUAA